AUGAGCGAUCUUCAACACUACCUCGUUUUGCGACGGCACGGCCAAAGAACUCUCACUAUCGGACAAAGCUGUUGUAGAUCUGACUAUGACGCUCUGUCGAUUGGGAACCGGAGUCAAUAUAUAUGCAAUGAGGCUUGGAGAGAGCAGUCCAAGAAACCUGGAGACAUGGCCAUGGAUGAUUGGGUUGACCGGAUUCUUCCUUUCAACUGGACCGUUCGAGCUGAUAAUUCCUCUAGAACUGUGACGAAGCCGUCGAAGUGUCACUCGCAAUCGUACUACUUGCUCUACAUUGCGGUGGGAAGUAUUGUUCUUGCCCCUGCCAUCCCCAGGGUACCCGCCCUGAAGAUUUACUGGCAAUAUCUUAACCCUGAUAUGGAAGAUCAAGCCGACAAUGGAAGCAAAGGAACAUGGAUUAGCCGGCAAAAACUUCGAUUCUCGGGGAUAAUGAGACACCAAAUAAUUCUCAUCAGCGCUGGAUCUCGCUGUCUCGAAUCGUUUUGGGUCUUGUCCAAGAAUGGUCUCUUCACCCACACCGCUGCUCCAAUAGGCCUAAAACUAUGGAAAAUACUUCUAAAUAUCAGGCUCUAG
Lindgomyces ingoldianus is the source of this 588-nucleotide messenger RNA. RefSeq lists its product as uncharacterized. Bases 1 to 588 code for a protein of 195 amino acids. Lineage: Eukaryota; Fungi; Ascomycota; Dothideomycetes; Pleosporales; Lindgomycetaceae. The transcript has a single exon. The record is from RefSeq and is a predicted model, not a curated record.